CGCCCGCGGCAACAGUGCUGCUGGUCGCUGGACAAAUUUCUCUGGGAGGUGGCGGACAAGGAAGCUGCGACUUUGCUUUCCCUUGUGGCCUGGAGUAGAACAUACUGAGCUGCACUGAAUCAUCUGGAUGCACACGCAACUUUAGGAACCGGUGGCAGUUUGUAAAAAGACAGCUGUGGAAGUUGAAGGGACCAGUGGCUUCAAGCAAAAAGUAAAUUGAAAAUGGGAGACGUCUUUUUGUGUAAGGACGCAGAAUCACCACAGAAGAAUCUGAGAGAAUCCAAACAGAAGGACAAGCAUGAUGAAGACCCAGAGCUGAUCUUCGUUGGGGUGGAGCAUGCACAUAAACACGCCGAAAUUCUCUUUGUUGGGGUGAUUUCAAAUUCAAAACCAGUCAUUUCAAACAUUUUGAACAGAGUCACCCCAGGCUCAAAUUCAAGAAGAAAAAAAGGCCGUUUCCGUCAAGAUCCUGCUCACGUGUCACAGCCUGCCAAUCAUGUGACUUCGAUGGCAAAAGCCAUUAUGCCAGUUUCGCCAUCUGAGGAAAGAUCAACAGAUAAUCCUGUCACUAUGGAGUCUUCAUCUGAACCUGGUUGUAAAAUGAGCUCACCACAAGUUGUCUCUCCCAAUUCCUCAGAUUCACUCCCACCAGGGACUCAGAGUCUAGUCAGAGCUGUGGUCUCUGGAGAAGGCAGAAAUGAGAAUUCUCCUGAUUCAAAGCUACAUUCCACUUCAGAUAUAAACAGCAGAAAUCCCAAAAGGGUUAAACUCAGGGAUGGAAUCCCAGGGGUCCAUUCUUUAGCUGUAGUCCCUUCAGCUAACUCUCCUAUUAUAAGCACAAAUGCACCCUCACAGGGGGUCUGCAACUCAUCAAACCAUGUUCAGAAUGGAGUAACAUUUCCUUGGGCUGAUGCUAAUGAAAGGGCACAUUUCAAUCUUAGGAAUCCUGAGAGAGCAAAUGACUUUGAUGGCCUGGUAAUAACAGACGUUUCAAGUCUAGCAAGUCAAAAGAAGACCUUUGAUCCCAAGAAAGAAAAUCUGAUCAUGUUACUUAGUGACUUUUACUAUGGACAGCAUAAAGGAGAUGGGCAGCCGGAACAGAAGACUGACACCACCUUUAAAUGCCUCAGCUGCUUGAAAACUCUAAAAAAUGUUAAGUUUAUGAAUCACGUGAAGCAUCAUUUGGAAUUUGAGAAGGAGAGGAACGACAGCUGGGAAAACCACACCACCUGCCAGCACUGCCACCGGAAGUUUCCCACUGCCUUCCGGCUACAGUGUCACGUUGACAGUGUGCACAUCGCCCAGGGGCCCUCUGCUGUCUGUAAGAUCUGUGAAUUGUCAUUCAAAACAGAUCAGGUCCUCUUACAACACAUGAAGGACCAUCACAAGCCUGGUGAAAUGCCCUACGUGUGCCACGUUUGUCAUUACAGAUCAUCAUUCUUUGCUGAUGUGGAAACACACUUCAGAACAUGCCACAAAAACACAAAGAAUUUGCUUUGUCCCUUUUGUCUCAAAAUUUUCAAAACUGCAACACCAUACAUGUGUCAUUGUUGGAGGCAUAGCAGGAAGAGAGUCCGUCAAUGUUCCAAGUGCCGGCUGCAGUUUUUGACGUUGAAGGAGGAAACAGAGCACAAAACCAAGAACCACCACACAUUUAAAAAGCCAGAGCAACUGCAAGGGUUGCCUCGUGAAACAAAAGUUAUUAUUCGAACUUCAGUUCAGCCAGGCUCAAGUGAUGUGGCUUCCAUUAUUGUGAGCCUGGGUAACAAGAGCAAAACUCGGUCUCAAAUAAAUAAAUAA
Messenger RNA from Sapajus apella (tufted capuchin), 1800 nucleotides. It is a transcript of the gene ZNF280A, whose product is annotated as zinc finger protein 280A. Gene Ontology annotation, biological process: regulation of DNA-templated transcription. Gene Ontology annotation, molecular function: RNA polymerase II cis-regulatory region sequence-specific DNA binding; DNA-binding transcription factor activity, RNA polymerase II-specific. The record is from RefSeq and is a predicted model, not a curated record. NCBI's taxonomy places the organism in Eukaryota, Metazoa, Chordata, Mammalia, Primates, Cebidae. Bases 223 to 1800 code for a protein of 525 amino acids. The transcript is spliced from 2 exons.